CGGGAGGGGAGAGCGGAGCGCCGCGGAGCAGGCAGAGCGAGAGGAAGGGGCGGAAAGGCAGAGGCAGGAAGGGAAGGAGAGGAGCGGGGAGCGAAGGGAAGGCAGCCGAGCCGCCGGCGCUCCCCGCGGGGCCGCAGCGCUGGGGAAGCGCGGCCGCCAGCGCCGGGGCCAUGGAGCGCUGAGGGCGGGAGCCUGAGGAGAACCGCGCAGAACCGCGCAGAACCGCGCAGAACCGCUCAGAACCGCUCAGAACCGCGCAGAACCGCGCAGAACCGCGCAGAACCGCGCAGAGCCGGGGCAGAACCGCUCAGAGCCGGGGCAGAAGCGCUCAGAAGCGCUCAGAAGCGGAGCAGAAGCCGGGGGAGCCCGCCGGAGGUUGCCCCGCUGAAGAAAUUCUCUUUACCUGAAUUUUUUUAUCCUGGGCUGCACUUGCAAUUUGAUAAUGAAGAAAAGCAGAAGUGUCAUGACAGUAACUGCAGAUGAGAAUUCCCUGGAUUACCUGGAAUGUGGGCUCAGCAAAUCCUACAGCACUUCCAGCCACGCCCUGGGCAUUGACCUGUGGCGGGGCCGCCGCUGCUGCUCGGGCAACCUGCAGCUGCCCCCGCUGGCCCAGCGGCAGACAGAGAGGGCCAGGACACCCGACAGGGACACCAGGACACCCAACAGGGACCCCAGGACACCCGACAGGGACACCAGGACACCCGACAGGGACACCAGGACACCCAGCAGGGACACCAGGACACCCGACAGGGACCCCAGGACACCCAACAGGGACCCCAGGACACCCGACAGGGACACCGGGACACCCGACAGGGACACCAGGACACCCGACGACAGGGACAUCGUGUGCAGGCCCACCACCCUGCCCCUGCUGCCACCCCCCAGCAUCGCCAUCACCACCUACCACGACUGCUUCGAUGUGGAGAAUGGCCCGUCGCCGGGGCGCAGCCCGCUGGACCCGCAGGCCAGCUCCUCGGCGGGACUCGUCCUGCACACGACGUUCCCGGGCCACAGCCAGCGCCGCGAGUCCUUCCUCUACCGAUCCGACAGCGACUACGACCUCUCACCAAAGACCAUGUCCAGGAACUCCUCCCUCCCCAGCGAACAGCAUGGCGACGACCUGAUCGUCACACCUUUCGCCCAGGUGCUGGCCAGCCUAAGAAGCGUGAGGAACAACUUCACGCUUCUCACCAAUUUACACGGCACCUCCAACAAGAGAUCUCCAGCCACAAGUCAGCCACCUGUCUCCAGAGUGAACCUGCAAGAGGAGCCCUACCAGAAGCUGGCCAUGGAGACGCUGGAGGAGCUCGACUGGUGCCUGGAUCAGCUGGAGACCAUCCAAACCUACCGCUCCGUCAGCGAGAUGGCAUCCAACAAGUUCAAGAGGAUGCUGAACCGGGAGCUCACCCACCUGUCCGAGAUGAGCCGCUCCGGCAACCAAGUGUCCGAGUACAUCUCCAACACCUUCCUGGACAAGCAGAACGAUGUGGAGAUCCCUUCUCCCACCCAGAAGGACAGGGAGAAGAAGAAAAAGCAGCAGCUCAUGACACAGAUCAGUGGGGUGAAGAAGCUGAUGCACAGCUCGAGCUUAAACAACACCAGCAUCUCACGGUUUGGGGUGAAGACAGAAAAGGAAGAUCACCUGGCCAAGGAGCUGGAAGACCUGAAUAAGUGGGGCCUCAACAUCUUCAACGUGGCCAGGUAUUCCCACAACCGGCCGCUGACCUGCAUCAUGUACGCCAUAUUCCAGGAGAGGGAUCUGCUGAAGACCUUCAAGAUCUCGUCGGACACGUUCGUGACCUACAUGAUGACCCUGGAGGACCACUACCACUCGGACGUGGCCUACCACAACAGCCUGCACGCUGCUGACGUGGCCCAGUCCACCCACGUGCUGCUCUCCACCCCUGCCCUGGAUGCCGUCUUCACGGAUCUGGAAAUCCUCGCUGCCAUUUUCGCGGCUGCAAUCCAUGACGUGGAUCACCCCGGGGUCUCCAAUCAGUUCCUGAUUAACACAAAUUCCGAGCUGGCCCUGAUGUACAACGACGAGUCCGUGCUGGAGAACCACCACCUGGCCGUGGGCUUCAAGCUGCUCCAGGAGGAGCACUGUGACAUCUUCCAGAACCUGACCAAGAAGCAGCGCCAGACCCUCAGGAAGAUGGUGAUCGACAUGGUGUUGGCCACUGAUAUGUCCAAGCACAUGAGUCUGUUGGCUGAUCUGAAGACUAUGGUGGAAACAAAGAAGGUGACCAGUUCAGGAGUUCUCCUUCUGGACAACUACACGGACAGAAUACAGGUUCUCCGGAACAUGGUGCACUGUGCAGACCUGAGCAACCCCACCAAGUCUCUGGAGCUGUACCGCCAGUGGACGGACAGGAUCAUGGAGGAGUUCUUCCAGCAGGGAGACAAGGAGAGGGAGAGAGGCAUGGAGAUCAGCCCCAUGUGUGACAAACACACGGCCUCGGUGGAGAAAUCCCAGGUGGGAUUCAUCGACUACAUCGUCCACCCGCUCUGGGAGACGUGGGCUGACCUGGUGCAGCCCGACGCCCAGGACAUCCUGGACACUCUGGAGGACAACAGGAACUGGUACCAGAGCAUGAUACCUCAGAGCCCAUCCCCUCCCCUGGAGGAGCGGGGCCAGGACUGCCAGGGCCUCAUGGAGAAGUUCCAGUUUGAACUGACGCUGGAGGAGGAGGAUUCGGACGGGCCCGAGAAGGACGGCGAGAACCUCGGCUACUUCAGCAAUACAGAGACGCUCUGCGUGGCCCAGCCCGGGGAGGAGGAGCCCCAGAGGGAGGCCACCAUCGAGAUUGUGACAGAAGACACAUCUCCUGUGGACACAUAAUGGCCUGGCCCCGCGGGAGUGGCUUUGAAACACUUGCGGAGCUUGCGAGCAGCCUCCGACAGCCUCUGCAGCCGGGGCUGAGCCUCUGCCACGGGGCUGGCAGAUCCUCCAGCUGCUUGAGAUUGGAGUCAGGGUUACAGAUGGGGUAGGGAAUGUUGCUCAGGAAAUGCACGGGUGAUUUGCCUUGUGGUUUGAGCCUGGUCAGCCGAGAGCACCGCGUUGUCCCAGAGCUGGCUUGGGUCGGGCCGAGGCGGCGCUGACACACAACUGAGAGAUUUUAUACUGUUAGUUUUGGAGUUUAUACCAGUUAGACUGAUAGAAACUACUGAUCAAUAACUCAUAUCCAACCUGUCCACCUGUCUGCAGACCUGUGUGCCUUCUUUGUAAACACUUUCAUGUCUUUUCAAGAGUCUCUUAAUUCAACACACGGAGCUUGGUAGUUCAAAAGCGACACAAGGUGUUCCGGAAGCGACGGCUACUUUUUGGAUUCUUCCUGUUACCAGAAGCAGUCUUCCUUUUUUUUCGUGGGCAAUACCUGUCAUUUUAUUGCAGUCAAUCACUUUGACAGACUGAACAGAAGGGGAAACCCUCUGCUUUGCAUUACUGCACCUUCAGUGUGUUCUUAAUCCCCCCGGUGACCCGCUGGGAGUCGCGCGGUGCCAUCGUGCACCGUUCCCUCGCUGGGAACAGCGGGAAUUCUUUUCCUCCCGGGGUUUGGGUUUGUGGGGAGCAGGACAGAGGGCAGGUUUUUUUUUUUUUCCCCUGGCACAGCUCAGUCCAUCCCUGAGUAAGCGUGGCAAGGCAGUGUGUGACACGCCUUCCCCCUCGGCAGCUCCCUGGAAUUUGCACGCUCGGAUAUUUGUGUUCCUCUGGCCUCUCGUCCACGUUCCCUAGGUUUAGGUCCACCAUCCUCCUCCUCCUCCUGCACUGCCUCGAGCUCUACCACCUCCAUUACUGUUUAUAACAGUGUAUUUAUUACCUACUGUACAUACUGUAAUGUUUUGUAAGUUAUUAAUUUAUAUGAAUUAGCAUCGCCUGUCGGCGGCGAUGUUAAUGGGGUAGAAAACUCGGAAUAAGAGUUGCCUUUUUUUCUUGUAACCUUUUGUAUUGCAUAAAGUCCAAGAACCUGAACAUAGCUGAAGAGACAGACACAACCCAGGAAGGGCAUUCGGGUGGCAGCCGCCCGUGAGGAGGGGACACCACAUCCCAGGGCAGCGAAUUUGGGAAUUUGCCAGGAACACGGAGAGAGGGAACCGAACAAAGAGCUCCCCACGCCCGGGCUGGCUGUUCAAUGUCACCAUGUUCCAACUUCUGAACAACCCAAUGUGAAUCUCUAUGACAAAAAAAGAAAAAAAAUAAUGUGAACUGAUGUAAUAAUUGUGCUGUGAAACUUCCUCUGACAAAGCUUGUCCGGCAUCGUGAGCGGUGUCAAUCUCAGUUUGUAAAAUAUGUUUCAAGCUUUUUGGUCCAACUCGUGACUAAUUAGUUCAUGACAAUAGCACAGUUGUGCAUGAUCAAUGGGUUUGUUUGUCUGUUGAACACUGCAUUGUUCCAGGUGGUUAUUUUAUUGUUCCCCAAAGUUUCACACUAUGUAUGUUAUAGUAUUCUAUAUUGUGUUCAGACGCAUUCUUAAGAGAUUUUUAUAUGAAGUGAAUAAAUGAAAGCAUGGCCCAG
Molecule: messenger RNA, 4516 nt
Organism: Lonchura striata (white-rumped munia)
Lineage: Eukaryota; Metazoa; Chordata; Aves; Passeriformes; Estrildidae
Source: RefSeq, a predicted model, not a curated record